This is a messenger RNA of Cynoglossus semilaevis (tongue sole), 1294 nucleotides long. RefSeq names its product StAR-related lipid transfer (START) domain containing 15 (gene stard15). The coding region runs from base 323 to 1108 and encodes 261 amino acids. Gene Ontology annotation, molecular function: lipid binding. Lineage: Eukaryota; Metazoa; Chordata; Actinopteri; Pleuronectiformes; Cynoglossidae. The transcript has 6 exons. The record is from RefSeq and is a predicted model, not a curated record.
GUGUUUCCUGGAAUCUAGGCCGUAGUGAGGGUUCUUUGAAAUGUGUCUUACCUGUGCUGUGGUCAGGAUAGGUGAGGAAACAGAAUUGCAGUUAGGUACAGACUGGUCAGUGGACAGCUAGUCUCCGGUGUCCUCUUCCUCUGAAUCUUCACGUGAAGACUGUAUUUGUUUUAACAGCAGCGGGUCUAUGACAACACAGUUUAAGUGAUCAUAUGUGUAUGAGGCUGUCAGCAGCGCCAAAUGGAGGGGUCACACUGAUCUGAACCUCCUUAACCUUCUCUCCUGCUCAUCCCUAUCGUCUUCGCUGGUAUUCUUUGAGAAGAUGUCUGUUCAGAUACCAGACGACUCAGACUUCUCCUCCUUCAAAGAUCAAUGUCUAAACUUAGAUGGAUGGACAAGUCGCUACAAUAAAGGAGGUGUAACGGUCUGGUGUCGAGAUGAGGACAGCAAAACAGUCCAGAAAAUCAAGAUGAAGAUUGUGUGUAAGGAUGUGAAGGCAGAGACAGUCUAUGAUGUCCUGCAUGACACGAGCUACCGCAAGAAGUGGGACACCAACAUGAUCGACACGUAUGAUAUUGCUCGGCUGACGGUCAACGCCGACGUGGGAUAUUACUCCUGGAAAUCUCCUUACCCUCUGAAGAACAGAGAUUUUGUUACUAUGAGGUCAUGGCUCCCUCUCGGCAACGACUACCUGAUCAUUAAUUACUCUGUCAAACACCCGCAACACCCCCCUAAGAAGGACUAUGUCCGAGCCGUGUCUCUACUGACCGGAUACCUGAUCCAGUCCAAUGGAGCCAACUGCUCCACUCUCUACUACCUGACCCAGGUGGACCCAAGAGGUUCUUUACCAAAGUGGGUUGUCAAUAGAGUCUCUCAGUUUGUGGCUCCAAAGGCAAUGAGGAAGAUCUACAAGGCUGCGGUCAAGUAUCCAGAGUGGAAGCGUAAACAUGAUCCAGGUUUGAAGCCAUGGAUGUUUCCAGAACAGAACACACUGCCCAGCAUCGCUGCAUCGGAGCUGACGCUGCAGCGUGCAGACUCUCUGGAGAACAUUGACGAGAGCGGGCUCAGUGAGGAGAAGACUCGCCAUAGCGACGAUGAUGAAAGUUAAAUGCCACCAAGUCUUCCCUCUGUUUGUGUGUGUUUGUUUUAAAAGAGGUGAUGUCAUUGUCCCAUAAUGAGAUCAUCAAUAACUUGUUCAUAAUUCAGCACGAUAUAUUUUUUUCUGUGUGUUCUGUUUGUUUUUGGCAGGUCUAACCAAAUAAAAUAAAAUACAAUAAACAGAUGUAUGAAACUU